AUGACAACUUUGUUACGAACACUUAUUGUCAAUAUCACCUAUCAAAGAAAAAUCAAGAAGGUGAGAGUUUUGUUAGACAGUGGUUCGCAAAGGUCGUAUGUAAAAGCCAAAGUUGUUGAAGAAUUAGGAUUGAAUGAGACUGGCACAGAAAUAAUAGGUCACACAUUAUUUGGAGGUAUGGAUCAGCUUGCUAAGGUAUAUAAAUGCUUUCAUGUUUUAGUAAGUAGCUUAGACAAUAGGUUUUCUGUUAGAAUCAAUGCAUUACAGCAGUCUGAUUUAUGUGGGCACCUGCCAAAAGUUAAUAAUGAAAAAAUAUUAGAGAAGUUACGGGACUUGAAUAUUGUGAUCAGUGAUUUUGAUUAUACAGAUACUGAGAUAAGUCUCUUGAUUGGGUCGGAUUACUUAGGAUCCAUUAUACAUAAUGAAAUGGUUAGUUUAGGGAACAACCUGAUGGCUGUUAAUACCAAGUUAGGAUGGACAUUACAGGGACCAAUAAAAGUUCAAAGUACAGUCAAUACAUCAAGUACUACAUGCUUUUCAAAAACAAAUCUUUCUGAUUUGUGGAGUAUUGAGUUAUUGGGAAUUCGAGACCCUUAUGAAAAUAAGUCUAAAAAGGAUACUGAAGUCGAGGUUUUGAAAACUUUCAAUGAUAACAUUUCAGUAAAUGCACAAGGACGCUAUGAAGUCUCAUUGUUAUGGAAAGAGGGGUGUGCAGGACUCAAGACAAAUGAAAUGAAAUAUGAAGUUGCAUUUAAACGAUUGAAGUCAACCACAAAAAAGUUAAAGUCAACUGGUGACCUAAAAAUGUAUGAUCAUGUUCUGCAAGACUGGAAGAAAAGGGAUAUCAUUGAGAGGGUUAUAAAUGAUACAAAUACAGGCCACUAUUUGCCACAUCAUAGUGUUAUUAAAUUAUCUAGUAUGACAACACGUGCACCUCCAGUAUUUGAUGCAUCAAAUACUGGUUACAAAAGACAACAAUGGAUGGACUCUUAA
Messenger RNA from Parnassius apollo (apollo), 993 nucleotides. The record is from the annotation of a GenBank genome assembly. Lineage: Eukaryota; Metazoa; Arthropoda; Insecta; Lepidoptera; Papilionidae.